AAAAACAUUCUAAUAAAAAAUUUAAAUUUGGUCUCGAGAGUCAAUCACACCGACUCACUACAGGACAAAAAUGAAUCGAUUCUUUCAGGAUUCGGUUCGUCCAUCACUGAACCAGCGCCAGAUGUUUCUUGUUUCACGAGCGCGAAUUCCUGUCAUUAAGGAGGAAACAGCAGCCCUAUGUCAUGGCGUGUGUGUGUGUGUGUGUGUGUGUGUGUGUGUGAGUGUGUGUGUGUGUGUGUGAGUGGGUGUGAGUGUGUGUGAGAAAUGCAGGACAGGGAUCAGGGGUCUACUAAAGAGCACCGCUGUCUUCCUCAGCAUUGUGAGUCUACCACUCUUGGAAGAAGUUUGUAGGUUCUUUGUCCUGGUCUGGUGGUCGCAGCUGGGGGCGAACAUGGAGCUGGUAAUGGGGAGGAGAAGGAGAAGGUUUCUCUCUGCUCUUCUGAGUGUGUGUGCGCUGUGGAGGAUCUGCUCUGCUUCUUCAGCUCACCAUAACAAGCAGCUGAAACUGCAGAAGGACCCAAAGGUCAUUGACAUUCUGCAAACUUUGAGCGACACACACUUCUCUCGAGAAAUCAACAAGGUCGAAGGUCACGACCCUGGCACUCCCGCUUGGCAUUUCCACUGCCGCACGCCUCACGUGACGCUCCCCCUGGACGUGAGUCGGCGUUUUGUGAGGGCGUGGCGCGGCUCGCUCGGUGUGUUCCUGGUGGCUCGGCAGGUCGGAGGUUCGGCGGCGACUCUGCUCUCUCUGAGCGCUCCGGGGAACGUUCCUCUCUUACGCCUCGUCUCCAACACACAGGAGGAUUUUCUCCAGCUGGAGAUUCGAACCGAACCUAGCAUGAAACCCGAGGUGCUCCGAUUCCCCGGAGGAAACCCGUUCUCAGGCGGGAAGUGGGCGAGGGUGGUACUGGGUGUGGCUCCGGGGUGGGUGUGGCUUUUCAAGGAGUGUAAAGAAGUUACAGUCCUGAGACUUACACACCAGGAACAACCUUUGACCCUUAAUCGUCCUCCUCACGGCGUCCGGGUAACCUUAGCGAGCACGGCAGAUGACAAAGCUAGCAAAUUUUACGGAUUAAUGCAGACUGCAGUGAUCUCCACCGAACCCUACGAGAAACGUCCGUGGCUCUGCAGGAACGUUAGCGACUCCGCCCCCAUUGGCCCCACCCCCUACACCUCUGUGGAUGUGAAGCAGGAGCUCCAGGACCAGCCGGAUCGCAGCUCGGUGCUCGGCCCCCCAGCGGCUUCGCGAGCCAGAGCAAUUGUCGGUGAACAGAGACGAGAACGAGUCAAGAACCUGGAGGAGAUACUGCACAACUUUACCACCAUGCUGGACUUUCUGAAACAACAGAAUGAGGACCUGCAGGUUCGGGUAAAGUAUUUGGAAUCGUGUGAGUGUGUGAGGAAGACCUGUACCUGGGAGAGCCGUGAGAUGGAAGAAGGAUCUCACUGGAGUAUUGAUGGGCGAACAGAGUGUUCCUGCUCCUCUGGGAAAGUCCAGUGUGAAACUUCAAAAAGAUGUGAGUAUGAUGGAGGUGUGUAUAAUGAUGAAGAAGUGUUUGUACCCAAAAGGAAUCCGUGCCUCAACUGCACCUGCACUGAUAGUGUAGUAAGAUGUCAGUCUAUACGAUGCCCCACCCCACAGUGUGCUAAUCAUUUUAAAAGACCUGGAGAGUGCUGUCCAAGAUGCUCAGUGUGUGGAAUAGAAGAGCGAAUCCACAACGUCUCCUACAGCACCGUGGACGGCUGCCAGACCUGCUCCUGUAGGAAUGGCGGCAUGUCGUGUGUUGACAGACAGAAUUGUCCUCAGUCGUGUGAGAAUGGAGUGAAGCCUCGGUUCGGCUCGUGCUGUCGCGACUGCUCUCGCUGUGAAUAUCGUGGUGAGGUCAUUCCUAAUGGAGUCAGUUUUCCAGACCAGGCUGAUGUGUGUAAACUCUGCGUGUGCUCUAAUGGGAACGUGGGGUGUAGCAAUGUACCCUGUCCUACACCUGAAUGUGGUUUGGUGGAAACCGUCAGUGGAGAGUGUUGUCCCAGGUGUCGAAGCUGCAUCCAUGAGGGAGUGAGGCACGAGCACGGCUCAAAAUGGCAGCAUCCUGGAGAACCCUGUCGUGUCUGCACAUGCUCAGAGGGACGUGUCGAUUGUUCCACAGAGAAGUGUAACACCGAGUGUAGAGACCCGACGCCUUCUCAAGGAACCUGCUGUCCAUCCUGUGAGCGUUGCUCUCGGAAUAGACAGAAUUUUCUGAACGGAGAACCGGUUCCGAGUAAUAAUCGAUGUGAGCGUUGUGUAUGUGAAAAUGGAAAUAUUAACUGUCAGCCGCUCCCCUGCCCCGCCCUCAACUGCCCUCAUCCAAUUAGGAGAAACGGAGACUGUUGUCCAAAGUGUGAACAGUGUAAUUAUGAGUCGGAGGUGUAUUCAGAUGGACAGAACUUUACUUCCAAACAGAAUCCCUGCUUGACCUGUCAGUGUUUAGCCGGGGAGGUUGUGUGUGAGAAUACAGAGUCUUUGUGUUCCUCUCUACAAUGUACACACCCCACAAGACAGCGUGACACCUGCUGCCCCACAUGCAACUCUUGUGAAUAUGAGAGGAGAGUAUACGCUGAUGGUGAGGUGUUUAAACCAGCGGGAAACGGACCCUGCCUUGAGUGUGUGUGUGAGAGAAAUGUAAGAUGCCAUCAGGAAAGAUGUCCCAAAGUCAGAUGUGCAAACCUUGUCAGAGAUCCCCAUGUCUGCUGUCCUGUGUGUAAAGAUUGUGUGUUGGACGAUGUUGAAUAUGAACACAAGGCCGAGUGGGAUUCUGAGGACACGCCCUGCACCAGGUGCUCCUGUACAGAGGGGAAAGUUCGGUGUUCAGUAAAAGAGUGUCCUCUUCUGUCCUGCCGCCAUCCAAACAAAGAGACAGGAGAAUGUUGUCCAGUGUGUAAUCACUGUUUCUACAACCAGCGUGUUUAUGAAAAUGGGCAGACGUUCUUCGACCCAGACGACACGUGUAACAGCUGCACCUGUCAGGAUGGCUCAGUGCGCUGCAGUGUAGUGGAAUGUCCCCCGGUUUCCUGCUCCAACCCGUACACCGCACCUGGAGAGUGCUGUCCUCAAUGUCCAACCUGUGGAGUUCAGAAGCAGGUGUAUGUUGAUGGUGACACGUUUGCAAACCCGGCGAACCCGUGUGAGGAGUGUGUGUGUCGAGGAGGACGAGUAGACUGUCAUCAGCAGUGUCCCAGACCCAACUGUCACUAUCCUGUCACUGGGACCUGCUGCCAGAACAACUGCAAUGGAUGCAGCUACGCGGGUAAAGAUUAUCCGAACGGAGCCGAGUUCCCUCAUCCUACAGACUCAUGCAGGGAAUGUCACUGUCUCAAUGGUAAUGUGCAGUGUAGGAUGAGUCGAUGUCCUGCGGUACACUGCAGCGAACCCACAAUACCACAGGGGCAGUGCUGUCCUCAAUGUCCAGCGCCCCCUGCUGAUUGUGUUUAUGAAGAACGAUUGUACAGACACACACAGCGCUUCUACCACCCUACAGACAGCUGCCAGCUCUGCUCCUGCACCAAUGGCACAGCGAGUUGCCACCAUAAGCCCUGCCCCGCUGCCCCCUGCCCCCACCCCAUCCUACAGGAGUGUUGUCGCACGUGUGAUGGAUGUUUGUAUAGAGGUGUAGAACGUGCUAACGGAGAGCAGUUUGCGGAUGUGUCGGACCCCUGUGGGAGGUGUGUGUGUCGUGAAGGCAGGGUGACCUGCGAGAGACAACCCUGUCCCCAAAUCACGUGUCCAUUUCCUGUACAGAGAGAAUGCUGCCAGAGCUGCGAUGGUUGUCACUAUGCUGGUGUGGAUUAUAUAAGUGGACAGGAGUUCCUGGACCCCUCCGAUCGCUGUAAGCACUGCACGUGUAUAAAUGGUGAUGUGACCUGCAGACAGAAACCCUGCUACAACCCGGGCUGUACUCACCCAGCGCCCUCUCCUGGACACUGCUGCCCCGUGUGUGAUGCCUGUUUCUACGAAGGAGAGAUUGUGUUAGACGGACAAACACAACCAGACAGAACAGAUCCGUGUUCAGAGUGCACAUGCAGGAGAGGCUCGGUGCAGUGUGUGAGCAAAGUGUGUGCUGCUGUACAUUGUUCCAAUCCAGUCACUGGAUCAUGUGGUUGUCCUGUUUGUGAAGGUUGUUCCUUCAGAAGACAAGUUUAUGAAGAUGGAGAAGUUUUCCAUGCACCUAAUUCAGAGUGUGAAGAGUGUACAUGUACUAAAGGUGAGGUGAGAUGUACCCCGAAGUCAUGCCCCUCUGUGUCGUGUUCUCACCCCACUGUGGACGGUUGUGGGUGUGCAGAGUGUAACAGCUGCACGUUUCACAGACGUGAGUGUGUGAACGGAGAACACUUUCCUCAUCCUGAAGAUAACUGCCAGAGAUGCACCUGCAUGAAUGGUCACGUGUCGUGUUUAGCUGCACCGUGCCCCACGGUGUCGUGCAGGAGGCCGGUGCGACCCACGGGGUCUUGUUGCCCCGUUUGUACAGGUGUGUGUGAGCACAUGGGGCAGGAGUACAACAGCGGCUCCAGCUUCACCCCCUCGACUGACCCCUGUCUAACCUGCACCUGUCUGAAUGAAGUUGUAUCAUGUCAGAGGAAGUCGUGUCCUCAGCAGUGCACACACCCUGCACGUUACUCAGAGUGCUGCCCUGUGUGUGACACAUGUUUGUAUGAGAGUGUGCAGCACACUCACACACAGACGUUCAUUGCGGCGUCUAACCCGUGUCUGCGCUGCGUGUGUGUGCACGGGAGUGUCACCUGCACGCAGCUCACCUGUCCAGCACUCACCUGCUCUAAUCCAGUCACUCCUUCCGGACAGUGCUGCCCCCAGUGCAGAGUGUGUGUGCAGAACGGUGCUGAGUACAGAGAGGGGGACAUGUUUCGUCUCCUUGGGGACCAGUGUUCUCAAUGCAUCUGCCAGAAUGGUGAGGUGAUAUGUGCAGGGUCUCAGUGUCAAAAGUUAAAUUGCAUGAACCAGGUUACUGAUCCAGGCUCCUGCUGUCCAAGAUGCCGAGGGUGUGUGUAUGAUGGAGUUGAACACACUGAGAGCAGUACCUGGUUUGCCUCCUCUGGUCCCUGUAUGUCCUGCAUGUGUGUGGACGGAGUGACCACCUGCUCUGAGAUCCAGUGUCUCUCUCCCUGCAUCAACAAGAUCAGUGUUCCUGGGGAAUGUUGUCCUCUGUGUGCAGACUGUAUCUAUGAAGGUCGUGUGUAUGGACCAGGGGAGAACUUCCAUCCAUCAGAUGACCCUUGUCAGAUUUGCACAUGUGAGGUGAUGUCAGAUGGACAGCAGCACCUGCGCUGUUACAGAAAGCAGUGUCCCCGUCUGGUGGACUGUCCCAAAAACUAUAUCAUGUUCACUUCUCCUGACUCCUGCUGUCCAGUGUGUGCACAGCCUCUCAGUAUCUGCACAGAAGCGAUGAUAGGAAAUGAGGUUCUCGCUACAGACGACCCGUGUUUCACCUGCCAGUGCAAGGAUCUAACAUGGACAUGCAUCCAUAAACCCUGUCCCUCACUCAGCUGUCCUCCUGAUGAUCAGUACACACCACCCGACUCCUGCUGUCCUGUCUGUGAUGCGUGUGUGGUGGAGGGAGGGAGACGACACGUGAAAAAUGGACAGAGCUGGACUGAUAGUGAAGACGAGUGUAUCACCUGCUCCUGCAAACUGGGACAUAUUGAGUGUAAUAUAGAGGAAUGUGGGCCGCUUGUGUGUGAGGUCGGACUGAUGAAGGUCAAAAUGCUCGGAAAAUGCUGUUACGAAUGUCAAGAUGUCCGGGCUCAGUGUGUGUAUGAGGGACAGGUGUAUGAUUCUAAUGAACAGUGGGAUGUGGACGAAUGCACGUCCUGCACGUGUGUGUCUGGAGACGUGCAUUGCAAAACUGAGAGAUGUCCACCACUGUCCUGUGCUUCUGAUGAGACUCCGUCUGUGAUUCCCGGGAUGUGUUGUCCUCGCUGUAUCCCACGUCCUGCCACAUGCAUUGUGUUUGGAGAUCCUCACUAUCGCACAUUUGAUGGCAAGAUGGUGAACUUCCAGGGAACGUGUACCUACGUGUUAGCUCAGGAUUGUGAAGGUGGAGAUUUCAGUGUUCAUGUGACGAACGAUGAUCGUGGGCGUAAGGGCGUGUCCUGGACUAAAGAGGUGACGGUGUAUAUCAGGGAUGUUGUGAUCCAGCUGCUGCAGGACUGGGUGGUGAAGGUCGAUCAUGAAACCGUCACGCUGCCGUUUCUUAAAGAACCAUAUAUUUACCUGGAGCGCAAAUCCAACACCAUCCUCCUCAACACUAACGUUGGUGUGAAGGUGUUGUGGAACGGACGUUCUCACCUGGAGGUCAGUGUUCCUGGCACAUAUAAGCAGCACAUGUGUGGUCUGUGUGGAAACUUCAACAAUUAUCCUCAGGAUGACAUGCGGCUGAGGAACGGACAGAUCAGCAGCUCAGAGGCGGCAUUCGGAAACAGCUGGAAGGUGAGCGGCGGGAACAACGCAAGCGCUCGGUGCGAGGACGCGAGGAACAUCGACCCGUGUAAAGAGGCGGGAUACUCCUUCCGCAAAAUGGCAAACGGUCGCUGUGCGGUCCUAAAGUCCGCCGUGUUCGAGCGCUGUCACAGAGUGGUGCCUCCUGAGAUGUUCUUUGCCUCGUGUGUGUACGACCUGUGUGCAUGUGCAGCUAACGCAGACGAGUGCUUAUGUGAUGCUCUGGAGGCGUACGCUUCUGAGUGCCGUGAGGCCGGAGUCGUCUUACAGUGGAGAUCACCGUCCCUCUGUGCUGUGGGCUGUCCUGUGGAUCGUGGUUAUGUUUUUGAUGAAUGCGGACCUCCGUGUCCUAAAACCUGCUUGAACAAGGACGUUCCUCUGGGCGUGAUCGAGGCACACUGCUUUAAGCCAUGUGUCCCAGGCUGCCAGUGUCCUGCUGGACUGGUGGAGCAUGAAUCCCACUGCAUUUCCCCAGAAAAAUGUCCCAAAAUCAUCCACGGAAAUCCCUGACCUCCAUCAGAUCUCCUGUAAUUUCUCAGGACCUGAAACCUCACCUAUCUACUGUGUAGCUCUUUAACCAAAGUGUUGCAUUAUAGGAAAUGUACCUGCUGUCAUUCAUUCAUUUUCUUACAUAUGGUGCUCAAUAAUAUAAAGUUAAAGCAGCAGUAUGUAAUAUUUAGAGCUGUAACAUUCACCACACUGACGCACUUCACUCGGUCCUUCACACACACACACACACACACACACACACUCACACACACACUGAUCAUUACUUAUUAUCUCUAUAUUAUUAUUAUGGGUUGGGGCUAAUCUUCACAACCAGAAAUUGAACAAACCUGGAGGUUAAGAGUCUUAGAGACUGUAUGUAUAUGGAACUGCUGGAUUAUUCCAGAUGUGGGAGCAGCUCAAUGUUACAAACUGCACCUCUAAACUCAGGUGAGAAGUCAAUUCCAGGAAAUAUGUUAUGAUCGAAUGUAAAGCAGCUGGUAAUGGAGAGGGUUUUUAAACAGUAUCAUAUUUAAUCCCUAAAAGUGUCAUAAAUAAACUGGUGCUAAUUUUUAAUUUAACCACUGCACUGCAGGGGGCGCUGUAUCAUUGCUGACCCUGUGCUCUGACUCCAGCUUCCUAACAUUACUGGGGUAUGCAGAAAAAAAAUCUUUACUGUCCUGUAAAAUACAUGUGACAAAUAUAAAGCACAUUUCUUUUCUUUCUUUUUCUAUUUUUGUACUAAAAAAGUGUAAACAUAACAAUUAACAUUGAACUGUUUAUUUAGUUACCAAGAACCUGCUUUUUCACAGUCAUGAUUUAUCUUCACUAAAAUAUUCACAAACUCUUUUUCUCCAACACUUUUCUAGAGUGUAAACUCUAAAAUCCAACAAUUGUAGCUGCAAACUCAGGGUGCAGUCGAUAAACACUGCUACGUGAACUCGUUUGUUUUACACACUUUUCAUCAAGAGUACAUUUCAAUCCUAAAUCUAAAAUUAUAAUUAAAUAUUUUAAAAUA
Silurus meridionalis is the source of this 7994-nucleotide messenger RNA. RefSeq names its product kielin cysteine rich BMP regulator. Lineage: Eukaryota; Metazoa; Chordata; Actinopteri; Siluriformes; Siluridae. Bases 392 to 7000 code for a protein of 2202 amino acids. The record is from RefSeq and is a predicted model, not a curated record. The transcript is spliced from 49 exons. Gene Ontology annotation, molecular function: protein binding.